Rhipicephalus microplus (southern cattle tick) is the source of this 388-nucleotide messenger RNA. RefSeq lists its product as uncharacterized. The record is from RefSeq and is a predicted model, not a curated record. Lineage: Eukaryota; Metazoa; Arthropoda; Arachnida; Ixodida; Ixodidae.
AUAUGUCAAGUUCAUGGUUGUAGUUCCACCUGGCGUGACUCAGGAGAGCCUCGCCAAGCUGAAAGUGGCCACCUUGGCAAAUCCACUACGCAUCAUGAACAAUACAAUAAAAAAAGCUGUUAAAGACCUAGCGAAGUCUAAGAUCUGUGCGGCGUUCACAAUGUCCGCAUUAAAGUCCAUGUCAGCGCAAGGAGAAAUCAGCAACCCCGGAGAUCCUGCAGAUCUCGUUUCAUCUGUGAAGCAGACGGAGGUGCGUCAUAUGUUGACUGAUUACAACGCCCUCUGUCUCACUGCAGUCAGCGUACUGGAUGACAACUGCCCUAAUUUCAACAUGCUCAAGAUAAUGAAAAUGGUGUUCGACAAGAACUUCAAGUGACUCAUCGAGGCG